This is a messenger RNA of Oldenlandia corymbosa var. corymbosa, 1860 nucleotides long. The record is from the annotation of a GenBank genome assembly. Lineage: Eukaryota; Viridiplantae; Streptophyta; Magnoliopsida; Gentianales; Rubiaceae.
AUGGCUUUGGUUUCGUCUCUCCCUUCUUUCUUCCUUCUCCUCCCUCUUCUCCUAAUCCUCCAUCAACCUCUGUUGUCUUCUGCAAAUCUUUACGAAACAAAAGCCCUUUUCAGAUCAGUAGACUUCAGUUCUAAAGAAGAUGCUUCCAAUGCCAAUGAGUUCAUCUCGACUUCAUCCAAUGCCACCCUUCCUCCAACAAGAUUCUUUGAGGUCACAAAACCCAUUGAACUUCCCAAGACGAGACCUUUCACGUACCUGAUCCUUCAACAUGAUUUUGGUUCCACUUAUGGGAAGCCACCGGUUUUUGCAAAUUACACCCCACCCACAAAUUUUCAGUCCCAGAGAUUUGAAAAAAUUGUUCUUGAAUGGACUGCCACUUGCAAAGGGAGGCAAUUUGAUAGGAUUUUUGGAGUUUGGCUCAGUGGGGUUGAGAUUUUGAGGAGUUGUACUGCUGAACCCAGGCCUAAUGGGAUUGUUUGGACUGUUCAGAAGGACAUUACCAGGUAUUAUUCUCUGCUUAUGUCUAAUCAAACCAUGGCUGUUUAUCUUCAGAACAUCAUUGAUAGUACUUAUACUGGGGUGUACCAUGUGAAUGUUAGUAUUCAUUUUUAUCCUGCUGAAGAAAAACAUGAUCUUGGUGGUGGGCUCAAUGUAGAUGAUUCUGUGAUUGAAUUUAGUUCUGAGGCUGCUGAUUUGAUACUGCCCAUUUCGAGAGAUUUGCCUUUGAAUGAUGGUUUGUGGUUUGAAAUUCAGAAUUCUACUGAUGUGCAAACAAAGCAGUUUAAGAUUCCUCAAAAUGUGUACAGAGCUGUGUUGGAAGUUUAUGUUUCAUAUCAUGAAAACGAUGAAUUCUGGUACACCAAUUUGUACAAUGAUUACAUUGCCUUAAAUAAACUUAGUGGAGUCCCGGGGAAUGGACCUUUUAGAGAGGUAGUUGUAAGCUUGGAUGGUGUUGUGGCCGGUUCAGUUUGGCCUUUUCCUGUGGUUUAUACUGGGGGUAUCAAUCCUUUGUUGUGGAGACCAAUCAGUGGUAUUGGUUCAUUUGAUCUGCCUUCUUUUAACAUUGAGAUUACUCCAUAUUUGGGCAAUUUAUUGGAUGCCAAGACUCAUGCUUUCGUUUUCAGUGUUACAAAUGCUUUGAAUGUUUGGUACAUUGAUGCAAAUUUGCAUCUUUGGAUAGAUAAAAAGAGUGCGAAGACAGAAGGUAAACUCAAAGAACACGAGACCCCUCCUUUAACCAUUUCUACAUUGUCGAAUAUCAAAGGUACUGAUGCGUCGUUCUCCAGUCAUAUUAGUAGGAUCAUAACAUCAUCAGGAUGGGUGAAGUCUUCUUAUGGUACAGUCACCACGAAGUCGAUUCAAGUGUUGAACUACACCAACUUUAUGGUUGUGGGAAAUGAGGGGAACAUGCAAAUUGUGAACCAGACUAUUGAUUAUAAUGACAAGGUCACAGUUAAGAUGCCAUCUUCCUCCCAGAUGUCGUUUGCAUCCCUUAAGAAUUUUCCCCUUUACUUGUACACUGACAGUGUAGACCAGAAAAAUGGAACCUAUAAUUCUGUGUCAAAUAUAUCUCGAGCAUUCAACGAGAAGAAGAAACUAAUAACUGAUCACGGAGUUGCAGCCAGCUCUUUGAGGAACUUACAGCAGGGAGAAAGCACUAUGCUUGUGAAAGGAAAUUUGGUGCUUAGUGGACUGGGGAGUACUAGGCAAGUGUACAAAUAUGAUGAUAAUAAGUUCUGCUAUCUCAGGAACAUAAGCAGCUCAAAUUACACAAUUCUUCACGAUAAAGUGAGAGACAGUUGCAGCAGAAAAGUGCAGAAGCUGCACUUGACUAAUGGUCUCGGCCAUCAUCUAAUUUGA